Molecule: messenger RNA, 2794 nt
Organism: Paramecium sonneborni
Lineage: Eukaryota; Ciliophora; Oligohymenophorea; Peniculida; Parameciidae
Source: the annotation of a GenBank genome assembly
AUGUAAAGUCUGAAUAGUUUUUAAUAUGAUCGAGAUAAAAUUACUAAUCCAUAGGUUGAAACGACAAUGACAAAAUAAAACAUAUAAAUAGAAAGUGAAACUUCUCUGUGUUUAUUAAAUAAUAAGAAAGUUGAAAUACCAAGCCCUUAGAUUGGCUCUAAUAUAAUAUUCAAGCCAUUUGCCAAAUUAAUAUUAUAUUUCCAUAUUGCAUCAUUUGUGAUUAGAUUUUAGAGAUAUUUCAAACCAGAUGGUUCAUUUAUGGAUAAACAUUUUGAAAUAAUAGGAGAUAAAGGAUCAGGUAAUUCAAAAGAUUUUUUAGCUUUUAAGUCAAAAAAGCCAUCUCUAACUGUAGUAAAUUUAGAAUCGGUAUCAUGGAGGGUUCAUUUUCCAUAUUUGUAUCGCCAAUAUAAAAGAAAAUUGGAAUAUUUAGCUAUUAAAUGCUUUAAUUAAAUUCCUUUAAUUGAACCUACAAACAAAAUAAAAAUGAUCUGGGAUAUUAUACUCAAUCUAAUCAGAAUUGAUUUGCUAUACCUUAUUCCUAUUCUUAUAACUUAUGAAAAUUUAUUAGAUUAAUAUCACAUGACUUUAAUUAUAGCUUCCUUCUGCUUUUUGAUUGAUAUGGCAUUAAAAAACAUUACCAUAUACUUUGAUUAAGGUUUACCUAUAAGAGAUAGAUAUCAAAUAUUACAUAAUUAGAAUGCUUUCUUAAAUUUAAUAGAAUUUUCAGGAUUGUUUGGAAUGUUUAUAUUCUCUGUUUUUUAUAAUUUUUAUGAAGACAUAUUUAUUUUAAAUGGAGGAUACCUUAAAUUAGUACUUUUAUUAGUAUUCUAUUAAAUAAAGAAUAUAUUAGUAUUUAUUGAUAAUCUGUCUUAAUCUAUGUCUUUUGGCAAAGCAACUUCAGCAAUAAUAGAAUUAACAAGAUUGCUUGGAACUUAAUUAAUUUUAUAACAUAUAAGUUCAUGUCUUUGGUAUAUUCUAUUCUUAUAUAAAGGAUAAUUAUUGGAAGAUACUCUCUUUAAAGUGGAACCAAGAACUGGAUAGAAAUUAAUCAUUUAGCAGAGAGUAGUUGGGAUGAUAUUUAUAUAGAAUCCCUAUAUUUUAUAAGCAUAUCUAUGUUCACAGUAGGAUAUGGAGAUGUACAUCCCAAUAGUAAUUAUAUAUAUACUAUGUUAAAGAUAAAAUUGAGAAAAUAUUUUCUAUUUUUUUUGUGUUUUUGUGUGCCUUUUAACUUUCUUAUAGCUUAGAUACUAUUGGACAUCUAUUGUAAUAACUAAAAAAAACUAGUGAAUAGAUAAAUAAAAAAUUGACUUUCAUCAAUUAAUAUAUGCAUAAUAAGAAUAUUAGCAAAGAAUUGUAAGUUCAAGUUAGAGAAUACUUAUAAUAUUUUUGGUAUUAAGAAUAAACAAAAUAAACAUUAUAAUAACAAAAAAUCUUAAAUUAAUUAUCAGAUGAUUUAAGAAGAUCUCUAGCAUAUGAAUCCAAUAUUCUAGUAUUUAAGAAAUGUAAAUUAUUUAAUCAAGAUUUUACAUAAAAAUUUUAAAACGAUCUAUUAAAAUAGUUAUCUUUUUAAAAUUAUUAACCUAGUAUAUAAAUAACUACACAUAUUGAUGGAGAAUUCUUUUUGCAUAUAAUUGAAUCUGGAUAAGUUAACGUUUAUGAAAAAAAUGAAAAGGAUAAUUAAUUAACAUUGCUUGGAUCUCAUAAGGAAGGAGAUUGCUUUAAUUUAGAAUAAUUUCUUAAAUAAGAGAAAUAGGAUAGAUUAGUUUACAAAAGUGGUGGUUUUGUUAGUACUUUAGUAAUCCCUUUCAGUUUAUUUUAUUAAACACUACAAGAUUAUCCUAAUGAUUUAGAGAAAUAUUAAGAUAUUAAAAAUUAAAUCUUAUUAACUCAUAUUUAAAUGAAAUAAUGUGUUUCAUGUGAUUCUCGAAGGCACCAAUCUGAUUCAUGUAGAUAAGUACAUUAUAUACCAGAUAGAGAGAAAGUCUUAAAAUCAUAUAUUUUUAAUUAAUAUUAAGAAAGAUAGUUUUUUGUAAGAAAUAGAAGUAGAUUAAAAAAUUACUUUAGUGCAAAAGUUGAUGUACAAUUUUUGAAAGAGGCUGCAAAUUUAAUAAAAGUCAGCAAUGAAAGCCAUGCAUUUUUGAAAUUUUAAGAUCCAGAAGAGUUAAUAAACGAAGAGAGCAAACCUAAUCUUAAAAUCAAACACGAUGUUGAUUCUAUUUCCCUUUUAAUUAAAGAUUUUGAGAGUAAAAGCUAUAUACCAGAUGCAAUUUCAGAAUUAAAAUUAUAAUAAUCCUGUUCGCGAUCAAGAGGGUUGAAUUAAGAAGAAUUCAAUGUUCUUUAAAAUCUUAAUUAAAAAUUAAGAAAUAAAUAAUUAUUUAGUACUCAUGAUAUAGAACAAAUGGAAUAUACUAUAAAAAAACUAGAAUUAAAUUACAAUCAUCAAAUAAUUUAAGAUUUCGAAAAGCUUAAAGAGUAUAGAAUUUAUAACAUCAAUCAUAAUGUUUCUUAAGUAUUAAAGUUCUAAAACUUACCUCUAAGAAAAGUUUAUUAUAAUAAUUCUAAUAGCUAUGAAACUUGUUAACUAAGCUAAGCUAGUUAUUUAUUAAAAUACUUAUUAUAUCCAUUUGAUUUUAUAAACUAAUAUAGAGUUACUAAUUAAAAUAGUAUGAAGAGAAGUGAAAAGAUUUCGAAAGUCUAAUAACGGCAAAGAAGAAUGUCAAAAGAGCUUUUAUUAAAAAGAAUAGGUAGAAAACUUAUUUUUAGAAAAGCAUUGCAGAUUCAUCCUGCAAAGUGA